GGGCGGCCCGGGGCUCCGGGGGGUGAGCGGGCCACGCAUCUCCCGCCGUGGGGGGGGCGAGCUGACAGAUGGGCGUGAGGAGGACCCUGGUCGGCCUCACCUUUUGUAUCUGCUACCUGGCUUUUUACCUCUUGAACAAGUAUGUCCUCUCUGUCCUGAAAUUUACCUAUCCUACCUUAUUCCAAGGGUGGCAGACAUUUGUUGGUGCAUUUUUGCUUCAUGUCUCAUGGAAACUGGGCUGGGUGGAGAUCAACUGCAGUUCAAGAUCUGAUAUUUCCACGUGGCUUCCCGCUUCCAUGGUAUUUGUGGGGAUAAUCUAUGCUGGGUCCAGAGCCUUGUCCAGAUUGGCUGUUCCUGUGUUUCUCACUUUGCAUAAUGUAGCUGAAGUUAUUGUCUGUGGGUACCAGAAGUGUUUUUGGAAAGAGAAAACAUCUCCUGCAAAGACCUGUAGGCUUUGUGCCUCCUCUGAACUCCAGUGGAUGCGUGUCAACCUCCACACAGGAAGUGCUUUGAGGUUGAAAGGCUGCCUGUUUUGUCUUCCUGUCCACAGUGUCCUCUUCCUCCUGGCUGCUGCGGGGUGCCUUCCCUUCAAUGACGCCCAGUUUGAUCCAGAUGGAUAUUUCUGGGCUGUAAUUCACAUAUUCUGUGUAGGAUCUUAUAAACUACUUCGGAAAUCCCCGAAGCCCAGCACAAUUAGUGACAUUGACCAGCAGUACUUAAACUAUAUAUUCAGUGUGGCGCUCCUGACAGUUGCAUCUCAUCCCACAGGUGACCUCUCCAGUGUUUUGGACUUCCCGUUCCUGUCCUUCUACAGAUUCCAUGGCAGCUGCUGUGCCAGUGGAAUCUUAGGAUUCUUUCUUAUGCUCACCACAGUGAAACUGAAAAGCCUUCUAGCCCCAGGGCAGUGCGAAGCCUGGAUUUUCUUUGCUAAGCCUCCUGCUCGGUGGACUUGGAGAAGCCUUGCUGGUUUUCUCAGAGCGGAAGGUCUCCUCAUGAAGAUGGGCAAGAUAGUAAGUACACAGCCGGAGUCCACCAUGUGCUGACAUGGUGUAAGAAUGUCAGAACCACACAUAUACUGUGAGACCACAGAAGGAUCUGUGGGUAGAGCCCUCCUCCAUGACCACUGGUGCCUUCACCAAGCUGAACUCCAUCAUAGCUAAUGAUGCCAAGACCCCACUGUCUCUCCCUGCUUCAAGGAGAACUUUCUGGAAGCCUGCUGCAGAGGAGUGAUCUGUGUUACAUCUUCCCAUGUCUCCAGUUGCACCCAGUUCUACUGAAACAGCAAGUACAGGAUUGCACCUCAGAGUUCACUGAGUGUUUUCUGGGACCCUCUUUGCCUUGCUCUCCCCUGGCUUGCCUACAGCCCAUUGCUCCACCACCCAGCCUGCAUGUGGAUGUGCAGAGCUGUGUUGCUGAGAGCCGCCAUCUGCAGCAGAGCAGGAGUCAGGGCUGACUGGGAGUUCUGCACCAAGCAAGAAGCCAGCAUGACCACUUUAAACUCCAAAGCAGGUGGUGGCCUUCGGUGGUUUAUGUUGCUAUUCAUUUCCUGUUUUUAACCUUCACUUGGCUCUUGGAAACUUGUCAGGAUAUAUUGAAUUCUGAAAACUCCUUGCUCCUACCAUUAGGUUAGGCUAGGAAUUAAAUGAUUACAAGAAGGUGCACAGGUACUGAUGGAUGGAUGGUUGGUAAAACAAACAAUAUAUAUGUAUGCACACAAACAUUUAACAUUUCUUAAUUUUUAAAAAACACUUAUUUCCCUUAUAUCUCAGAAAUGGUUUUAAAUAAUUGAAUACUGAAGUAUAUUUUUAAGGGCAGAUUAAAAUUUUGAUUUAGCCUGGCACUGGUAGCUAACCCUCAUAAUCCUAGUGACUCAGGAGGCUGAGAUUUGAGGAUUCUGAUUCAAAGCCAGCCCUGAUAGGAAAAUCUGUGAGACUCUUUCCUCCAGUUA
Messenger RNA from Perognathus longimembris pacificus (Pacific pocket mouse), 1948 nucleotides. RefSeq names its product transmembrane protein 241 (gene Slc35d4). Gene Ontology annotation, molecular function: antiporter activity. Gene Ontology annotation, cellular component: Golgi apparatus. Lineage: Eukaryota; Metazoa; Chordata; Mammalia; Rodentia; Heteromyidae. The coding region runs from base 69 to 1043 and encodes 324 amino acids. The record is from RefSeq and is a predicted model, not a curated record. The transcript has 14 exons.